Molecule: messenger RNA, 1755 nt
Organism: Monodelphis domestica (gray short-tailed opossum)
Lineage: Eukaryota; Metazoa; Chordata; Mammalia; Didelphimorphia; Didelphidae
Gene: PLET1
Product: placenta expressed transcript 1
Biological process (GO): positive regulation of cell migration; wound healing, spreading of epidermal cells; negative regulation of cell-matrix adhesion
Cellular component (GO): external side of plasma membrane; apical plasma membrane
Source: RefSeq, a predicted model, not a curated record
GAGUGUAUAAGCAGGAGGGUGUUGCAGGCAGGGCAGUUCUCUCUCCUUGCAGGUGCAGGUAUUCUCAGAAGCAGAAGCAAUGGCAGCCCUCAACUCUGUCCUGAAGCUGCUACUGCUGCAGCUGGUGGGCCUCCAGGUGCUACUUUCUCCCAGCUUCGCUGUAAGUUCUCCUAAAGGAUGCACCUUCCCUGAAACAACCAACAUGACCACCAACUUCUCCAUGAAGGCAGAUUCAAAUGUUUACAAAACCAACAAAACUUACACAGUGACUUUUUCUGGAAAUGAGAACCUCCACAGUGUGAUCCUUCAAGCAGUGGACAAGGACAACAAGUCAGUUGGCCAGUGGCAAAAUCCUGAUCAGAUGUGCAACAACUCUGUCAUCUACCAGAUGAAGAAUUCCAGCAGAAGCAUCUUCCAAGCAAACUGGACAUCCCCUAAUUGCUCAGACAUCACGGAAGUUGAGAUACGGGCCUUCACCUUCUAUUUCAACAAUGGGGCCACCUUCUCGUCAUUAAAACUAGACAGGAAAGUACCGACCCCAUCGCUAACCACCGCCAAGAGUUCCGCCCGGAAAGCCUUCACCUGUUCCGUGAUUGACAUCAUUCAGCUCCUGUUUGUCUAUUUUACCAGCAAACUGAUCUCCUAAGGAAGCGUGUACUCUGGUACCACGGCCUCCUUCUUUCCCUCUUGAGCCAAGGUGUGAAAACCAUAGGAAUGAAGGUUCCACAUUCUUACAAUGCACGACUGUACAACAAUGUUUAAGUCUGACUGUAGCAGAGACGGAGGAUUCACUCAGCACACAGUGAGGAAGGUUUGACAAUCAACUAGCUGGUGAUAUUAGGCUAUGUAAGACAGUCAAAUAGAUCUCUGGAACUGGACGUGAGGUUUUCUCUUCUUCUAGCCAGGCAAGUCAGGUGAAAAAAGGAAUGGAUGGUAACAGUAGCCUUGUGGCCAGAGUGUAACUAGGGUUGAUCUUGUGUUAUCACCUUGAUGGCCAAUCCUACUGCCAAUCCAAGCCUCAUAUGGUGCCAAAUGAUUCCCCUGCACCCUUGAAAGUCAUGGAAGGCAUGGUCAGGAGGGAACUGAUUUCUGGUCCAAAUAUAUUCACAUUAUUUAAAAUAUUGGCAUUUGACAGCAUUUUUAAUUUAUUGAAGAAGGAAAGAAAUGAGCUGAAAUCAGUUCUGUUAAUGGAAAACUCAUUUCAUUCAGACUAGCAGGUUUAUGAAGGGCAACAAAGGAAAAAAACAAUGUUUGAUCAACUAAUUUGGGGGAAUAGGGAAGAGAGGUAGAGAGUAAUGAUUUUUUUUAAAUCAUUUCCUUUAAUUUCCAAUGACUUUAAAUAUUUUACCAAAGAAUUACAAGGAUGAGAUAGAUAAAUUGACACAAAAGAAUCCUAGGAUAAUGCUUAGCUAUUUUCAUUUAAAACAGAGAAUAUGACACCUAUUUCCUAUUUAUAAAUCAGAGCAUCAGGAAAAUAUAAUUAUGUAUUUUUGAUUUGGAAGAUUUUUGUUAUUUAAAGUCAGGUACAAUGAUUGGUAAUAUCUCAACAUCCAUUUUCCUAUAGACUGGCCAUUUCCAGUCCCAAAUAAUUUAUUUUUAAAUAAAUUGGUGUAAGUUGUAUGUAUACAUAUAUCCAUAUAUAUAUAUGAAAGACAUGAGAUUACUAAAAUAAAAUUUGUCACAAGCAAAAAUCUUCUGUGCCAUGUAUUAAAUAAAGGGUUUUUUGUUCUUUUAACACACAGUACAAAUGGUCAC